Messenger RNA from Triticum dicoccoides, 2120 nucleotides. RefSeq names its product probable protein phosphatase 2C 66. The transcript is spliced from 5 exons. Gene Ontology annotation, biological process: protein dephosphorylation. The record is from RefSeq and is a predicted model, not a curated record. Gene Ontology annotation, molecular function: protein serine/threonine phosphatase activity. Bases 108 to 1682 code for a protein of 524 amino acids. NCBI's taxonomy places the organism in Eukaryota, Viridiplantae, Streptophyta, Magnoliopsida, Poales, Poaceae.
GGCAUCAAAACCCUACAACCACCAUAGCAUUAGCACAGCGCCGCGCAGCAGUUACUGCCGCCCCCAACUCUGUGCUCCGCCGUGUUGCCCCGCUCCCAUUGGCCGCCAUGGGCUCCUGCCUCUCCACCCAGCCCGGCGACGAGCCGGCCUGGCCGCUGCGGUGGCGCAAGAGGCCCCAUGGCGAGCGGGAGGGCACGGCCGCCGCCGGCGCCUUCUUCUCCGGCGGCGGCGCGGGUGGAGGCGGCAAGAAGCUCCCCGGCGAGGGCGAGAUGACCGAGGAGGAGCUCGCGCGGGUCCCCGGAAGGACGUGCGCCAACGGGGCGAGCGCCGCGGCGUGCCUCCACACGCAGCAGGGGCGGAAGGGCACCAACCAGGACGCCAUGGUCGUCUGGGAGAGUUUCAAUUCAAAUGAUAGUGUCUUCUGUGGCGUGUUUGAUGGUCAUGGUCCAUAUGGUCAUUUUGUCGCCAAAAAAGUUAGAGAUUCUCUUCCUGUUAAGUUACUCGCACAAUGGAAAACUAGUGCUAAUGUGGGCACUAGUCCUCAUCUAAACGGAAGCAUUUCCGGAAGUUUGAACUCCGAAGAAACAGCAUCUGCUGUUGAUGAUGAAUGGGGUGAGUCUGCUGAUGUUGAAGGGAGUGAUAUGCUUCCUGAGACAUUCCUUCCACUUAAACAGUCUUAUUUGAAGGCUUUCAAAUUGAUGGACAAGGAGCUCAAGAUGCAUCCUACGAUUGAUUGCUUUUGCAGUGGUAGCACGGCAGUCACAUUGGUCAAACAGGGAUGGGAUCUUGUAGUUGGAAAUCUUGGGGACUCGAGAGCAGUAAUGGCGACACGGGAUGCAGCUAACAAUCUAACUGCUGUACAACUCACUGUUGAUUUGAAGCCUAACCUUCCCAAGGAAGCUGAGAGGAUCCAGCAAUGCAGAGGAAGGGUUUUUGCUCUUCAAGAUGAGCCAGAAGUUUCAAGGGUAUGGUUGCCGAAUAAUGAUUCUCCUGGACUGGCAAUGGCAAGAGCUUUUGGAGACUUCUGCCUUAAAGAUUAUGGCUUAAUAUCUGUUCCACAGAUAUCAUAUCGCCGUCUUACUGAAAAGGAUGAGUUUAUAAUACUAGCCACUGAUGGGGUUUGGGACGUUCUUUCAAACAAGGAGGCUAUUGAUAUUGUGGCUGCAGCUCCAUCUCGAGCAACUGCUUCCAGGGCUCUCGUUGAUUGUGCUGUCAGAUCUUGGAGAUUGAAGUUCCCAACAUCCAAGAGUGAUGACUGCGCUGCUGUCUGCCUGUUCUUGGACCACGAAAAGUCACCUACUCUGGUUGAAGAGAGUGAAGCCGAGAAUGAAAAGGCAGAACCUGCCAAGGAUGCUUUAAUCUCAGAUGCCGGUGAUAAAAUCAAUGAAGACAUUGCAGAUGUGAAUGAACACAUCUCCAGGGAAGAGCAUAUCCCUGAGCCCACAUUGGAACACUCAUCCACGCUAAGAAAUGUUGAUGAGAUUAUGCCGGUGGACGAACCUCCUGUAUCAAAGGAACCUGAAAGGUGCGGGUCUGCCCGCAGCCUGGCUGACUGCAUAUCGACAAACGAGGAGGAGGAAUGGUCUGCGCUCGAAGGCGUGACACGGGUAAAUUCCCUCUUGAACCUUCCAAGAAAACUCUCAGGUGACAAGAAAUCUACCAGCUGGAAGAAGCGACGCUGAGCUAACAUUAUGAAAAAAAAAACCAUCUGCUCUGAUGAAAGUCAGGCAGGGUGCUCGCAGUGGCGCAUCACAGCCGAUACCGGCAUUUUUCAGCCGAGUGCGUGCAAAUUCUUCGGCCGAUUUUUAGGUCCCUGCCCUAGAUUGUUUCAGGCUGGCUGGCAGGUGUGUACAUUCAAGAAGAUUGUUUUUUCUUCUUCCUUGUGGUAUUUGUCAGGAGGCAUUCCAUGCCUGGGCUUCUUUACUUGUAUGUGCAUAUGAAAGUUUUUGUUCUGUGAGAAGCUUUUCUGUAAAUCAUGUAAGACCUCCUCUCUAAUGUCGGGAUGUUCGGUUGUAGCUGUACUAGAACAGUAACUCAAUUCUCUAUGUGUAGUAGGCCAUAUGAAUUUUCACCUCAAGAGUGUAAGCUUCUUUAAUCUGUACCGGCUCUUCUCAAGAUUA